UAAUUCUUAGCAGGAGAGCUUUUCAUUUAUUAAUGUAAUUAAUACGGAAGGGAAAAAAAAAAAAGGAUUGCUGAGAAACGCGGCUCUCUACCCCACCGCCGGGGCGGGGGACGGUGGGGAGGCGGCCGGGUCAGCGGGGGCGCAGUCGCGGCUGCGCGGUCCCGGAGCUUGCAGGAGCGCGGGGGCUGCACCCGCGUAGACGCGCGCUGGCGCCCGGGGCCGAAGCGGGGAGGCGGACGCCGGGCGGGCUGGCGCCGCGGCAGUCGGCGGUCUCCCCACCUCCCCGCUCCGGGCAAAGGCGGCCCCUUCCCCGCUAGCUAGGUGACCUAGAGAUUGCUACUGAGCUCACUCUUGGAGAGGACGCCCGGAAGGUGGGAGACCCGCGUCGGCCAGGGGCGUCUUAAAGCGGAAGAGACAGGUUGGUAUUUUUCCUACGAAGGGUCAGGACUCUUUUCUCUGUCGCACUUUGUUCGAUGUGUUCAACUGGUUACGAUAGGAUUUCAACAGAUGGCAGAGAGAGGUCACGUGGGGGCAGGUUGGGGCCGCCGCGGCGCCUCUCCCCUCCCCUCGGAACCGCGCCUCUCGCCGUCGCUGCACGUCUAUCAUCCUAACCCGACCUCUCAAUUCCCUUUUGCAGCCCCAGAGUCCGCGGCGACCGCGGGGGAAGAGGACCGCGGGGAACGCGCCUCCGCUGGGGGGGGGGGGGUGUGGAGCCACAGGAGUCGGAGCGCGGUCCGCGCGGACGCGGCCCCGGGGGAGCCGCAGAGCCCGGCGGGGAGGCCGUGGAGGAGACGGGGUCGCCGGCUCCAUUGCCCUCGCAGACAUGCACAACGAGACCUUCUCGGAGCCCGCCAACGCGUCGUGCCCGGGGCCCGCGCUGGGCUGCCCCAACGCGUCGAGCCUGCCGCCGCCGCUGCCGCCGCCGCUGGCCGUGGCCGUGCCCGUCGUCUACGCGGUGAUCUGCGCGGUGGGGCUGGCUGGCAACUCCGCAGUGCUGUACGUGCUGCUGCGGGCGCCCCGCACGAAGACCGUCACCAACCUGUUCAUCCUCAACCUGGCCAUCGCCGACGAGCUCUUCACGCUCGUGCUGCCCGUCAACAUCGCCGACUUCCUGCUGCAGCGGUGGCCCUUCGGGGAGCUCAUGUGUAAGCUCAUCGUGGCCAUCGACCAGUACAACACGUUCUCCAGCCUCUACUUCCUCACGGUCAUGAGCGCCGACCGCUACCUGGUGGUGCUGGCCACGGCCGAGUCGCGCCGGGUGGCCGGCCGCACGUACCGCGCGGCGCGCGCCGUGAGCCUGGCCGUGUGGGGGCUCGUGACGCUGGUCGUGCUGCCCUUCGCCGUCUUCGCCCGGCUCGACGACGAGCAGGGCCGGCGCCAGUGCGUGCUGGUCUUCCCGCAGCCCGAGGCCUUCUGGUGGCGGGCGAGCCGCCUCUACACGCUGGUGCUCGGCUUCGCCAUCCCCGUGUCCGCCAUCUGCGUCCUCUACGGCGUCCUGCUGUGCAGGCUGCGCGCCAUGCGGCUGGACAGCCACGCCAAGGCCCUGGACCGCGCGAAGAAGCGGGUGACGCUCUUGGUGGUGGUGAUCCUGGCCGUGUGCCUCCUCUGCUGGACGCCCUACCACCUGAGCACCGUGGUGGCGCUCACCACCGACCUCCCGCAGACGCCGCUCGUCAUCGCGGCCUCCUACUUCAUCACCAGCCUGAGCUACGCCAACAGCUGCCUCAACCCCUUCCUCUACGCCUUCCUGGACGACAGCUUCCGCAGGAGCCUCCGCCAGCUGCUGGCCUGUCGCGCUGCCGCCUGACCCCCGCCCCGCUCCGCUCCGCGCGCGCCCUGCGCCCGGGUCCCGGCCGCGCCAGCCCCGGCGGGUGCGGGGGGGGAGCAGGCGCCCGCGGCGCUCGGAAACUUGCUGGAGACGCCGAUUCCCUGAGGCUCCGGCUCAGACCUCGGGAAUCCGACGCGCUAGGGCUGCGUCCGAAUUUGAAUGGGUGAAGCCCUCCCGAGGAUGCGGGAGCACACUGAGUAUAAGGACUGUUGCGGCCGAGGACGCACGCUCACUUCUCUCUAAUGCCAAAGGACACCGAGUCGACCCCCUGAGUUUGACAGGGGAGGGGAGGGAGGGGGAGGGGAAGGGGGCCGCUAUUGCUGGGAAUCCUCUGCGCCGCCCCCCUCUCUCCUGCCGCCCGAGGCGUUCGCAACCCAGGCUCUAGGUGGAGCCCUCGACUCUAUCCCCGGGAUUCGGGGGUGGCGGUGGGGGUGGCGGGGACGGGGGCUGGAGGACGUCGCGGGCGCCCCCAGGCCUCGGCCCCGCGCUCGCCCUGCACCUUGCUUCUUCGAUUUCCGGCACUGACUGCUCAAGCCCGCGACCAGCCUGGCCAGGACCUCUAUCUAGUCCUUCUUCCCUCGCCCUAAUCGCUGCGGAAGCGGGUCCGGUCUCGUGCGUUCCAUCGCCCACUCCUCCGGGGUGCUAGGGGGCCCGUGGAGCGCGCGGGAGUGUGCGCGCGCGUGUGUGCGUCUGGCGGAGGCGUGGGCUUUGGGUGAAGGAGGCUGGAGCUCGGCUGUGACUACCCACCACGGUGGUAGGAACAGUGAAGGUUCCCCUUUCCUGUUUUAGCUCCUUUUCUCUCUGCCUUUCGCUUUUCCUGCCUCCGCUUUCACUUGAAAAUGCUCCAGGACUCUCAGACUCCGGGGGAGCCCGGCUCGCCCGGCUCGCCAAGGCCGGGAGCCGCGAGUGUCCCAGGCGCGCGGCGGUGGCGCCCCCUUGCGGAGCCAGCUGCUUCGCGCAAAGCGUCCUAAAAUCCGGCUCCGCCUCGGAGCGCGCCUUACACUUCUGGGGUCCCCGUCCUCGCUGCUUUCCACAAAUGGCUUCAGGCCUCCUACGCCCCUUUGCCCCAGGUGACCUCUCCUACAGCUUGGACCGGUUCGUCUCAAUUCCUUGUGCGAGUGUUGUUUUUCAGGACCGAGAACUUCACAAAUAUGUGUGGCCUAAUGUCACAAAACUUCUGUGAGGACCGAAUGAGAUUACAAAGAAAUGUGUUUCCGUUCCUUCGAUCCCGUUCUCCUCGCAUUCUUCAUCCCUUCUGCCCGAGGGAGAGCCAGGAAGCCGAAAUGGCUCAGACCCUCAUCUUUGCCCCGAUUGGAUUCCUUUCCACAGGGAGCUGUCGAUUCCCUAUGGUUUGUUCCUUAGUUCAAGUCAGGUGAACCCGGUAAAUAAUCCGAUUCUGGAAUCACAAGGGAGCCUGACCAGCCCUCUAUCUCUAUUUCUAUCUUUACUAAUGGGAGGCAAGUGGAUUAAGAGAGGGAACUGAGGCUUCGGUUUGCCCAAUCAUAGGCACUUUACGCCUCAGACACGAGGGCAAAGCCUUAACCAGCCUAGAGUCAUUGAUUACAGUGUUUCGAAGGGCAAGUUUUUCUUUGGGAUGGACUCCAAACAGGAAUGAAAAUUUCUAGAAACAUCUGUUUCCUAUAGCGCAGGGUUAGGUGUGAAAGAGAGUGUGAAUGUUCCCGGCGGGUUUUGCUUGCUUAGUUUGGUGGGCGUGAAUCCAUUUCUCGAUUAUUUAGGUACAAAAUACCUUUCAAAAAUACACAGAAGGGAAAAGUCUCCUUUGCGUGGGAGACAGCAAACUCCCUUUCUGAUUUUGGUCAAUGAGAAUUGCUUCCUUCGACCUCAAAGUUAUUCAGAACAGUAAUUCAUAGCUAUCAGUUUUUAAAAAAAUGUAAAUUUAGAAACCUUCUAUCUUGAGUAACCAAUAAUAGUAAAUCUUCCAAAAUACAGCUUUUUUUUUUUUUUAAUGUCUCCAUUACAUUUUCAAUAAUGUACAUUUGAGCAGUCCUCUGCCGGCCGGUGGCCUUCGGAGACCCCUUGAAAUUCAUUGCAGUAUCUUUCAAAUUUCUUGGAAACAUUUUAUUGAUUUCCUUUAUGACUCACAAAAUUCUUUUAUGAAUCUUGAGUGACUUUUGAAAAUUAAAGUUUUAAGCUUAGAGUCACUGCCACGUUAUAUCUCUGGUGAUGGACAAAGAAUCAAGUGGAUAUCUGGCCACAAACACAGCCGGUUGAAUCCUGGGGAUUUGAAACUCCAUCGGUUUUCAUAAACUCUGCAGCUGUACUUUGACAUCCUCUGGACACACAGCGGGGAGAGCUGAGUGACCCAUCUGUCCACUGUAUCAUCCCUACCACGGGUUCGCCUGGGCAGUCUCGGACUCUUGGACGGGGACUGUUGGAAAAGAUGGACUGACAUUGUUGUGUUGGCCACAGCAAGGCCUGGGUUGGGGUCCGUACCUACCAUGGUGUGUGUGGGAUUAAGUAGGACUUUCACCCUGGCUUCCUAAUCCCUGGAUAAACUAUUGUGCCAUCAUUUCUAGGUUGUUGCCUUCAUAUUAGCAUGGAGAAAUCCAAAUCGCUAGUCCACAUUGAGACAAACCCAGUUUAAAAUAAAAGCUGAAACAUUUUCUGUUUGA
This is a messenger RNA of Leopardus geoffroyi (Geoffroy's cat), 4461 nucleotides long. RefSeq names its product neuropeptides B and W receptor 1 (gene NPBWR1). Gene Ontology annotation, biological process: neuropeptide signaling pathway. The transcript has a single exon. Bases 824 to 1807 code for a protein of 327 amino acids. Gene Ontology annotation, molecular function: neuropeptide receptor activity; neuropeptide binding. Lineage: Eukaryota; Metazoa; Chordata; Mammalia; Carnivora; Felidae. The record is from RefSeq and is a predicted model, not a curated record. Gene Ontology annotation, cellular component: neuron projection; membrane.